AUGUCAGACCCAGGUCGUAGUAUCAAUGUAAUUUUUGGGGGUCAGAAUUAUGUGGUCCCUUUACCAUUGAGUAGCGACGCGACACUACUGGACUUAAUGAAGUCAGUGGACUCUGUUUUACACAUCCCAUUUGAUAAACAAAGAAUAAUAUACAAAGGAAGAUCUCUUGCAGAUCCUGAUGCACUAAUUUCUUCAUCGGGUCUCACUCCUGGGUCUAAAGUUAUGAUUCUUGGUUCAGUUGAAAAACUUAAUCCGGAUGAGGCCGUAAAACUUGCCAAGGCAAAAGACACAUCUGAUACAGUCGACUUGCAACUAAAAGACCUCACAAACAAGCUAGAUACUAUUUUGUCUCAAAGUGAUUCUGACAGUUUAGAGGUAACUGCACACGUAAAGUCUACAAUUGACAUUAUGGAGCAGUGCAUGCGUACUCUUGAGCUUCUGGAUUCUGUCCGGUUGCCAUACAACUGCGAAAAUGAACGCGCUUGUCGAAAAAGGCUAGUGGACACAAUGCAAGAGUUUCUUGUACAGGCGGACAAGUUGAGAACAGAAUUUUUAAAGCUUAUCAAAACACAACAAUGA
This is a messenger RNA of Schistosoma rodhaini, 579 nucleotides long. NCBI's taxonomy places the organism in Eukaryota, Metazoa, Platyhelminthes, Trematoda, Strigeidida, Schistosomatidae. The record is from the annotation of a GenBank genome assembly.